Equus caballus (horse) is the source of this 8593-nucleotide messenger RNA. NCBI's taxonomy places the organism in Eukaryota, Metazoa, Chordata, Mammalia, Perissodactyla, Equidae. The record is from RefSeq and is a predicted model, not a curated record.
GCACCUGUGACAGUGCGGCUCGCGAGCAGAUGACGACGACUGGCUUUUAACCUUGGUGGCCAUCAAGAGGAAGGUUAUUGGAGCCCAGGAGCCCCCCGGACGCCCACCGCCAUGUCAGGAUCCACGCAGCCCGUGGCGCAGACCUGGAGGGCCACCGAGCCCCGCUACCCGCCCCAUGGCAUCUCCUACCCCGUGCAGAUCGCCCGGCCUCACACGGACGUCGGGCUGCUCGAGUACCAGCACCACCCCCGCGACUACGCCUCGCACCUGUCGCCCGGCUCCAUCAUCCAGCCCCAGAGGAGAAGGCCGUCCCUGCUGUCCGAAUUUCAGCCCGGGAAUGAGAGGUCCCAGGAGCUGCACCUGCGCCCCGAGUCCCACUCGUACCUGCCCGAGCUGGGCAAGUCGGAGAUGGAGUUCAUCGAGAGCAAGCGCCCGCGGCUGGAGCUGCUGCCCGACCCGCUGCUGCGGCCCUCAGCGCUGUUGGCUGCGGGCCAGCCCGGGGGCUCCGAGGAUCUGUCCACGGACCGCAGCCUGACGGGCAAGCUGGAGCCGGUGUCCCCUCCCAGCCCCCCGCACGCUGACCCCGAGCUGGAGCUGGCGCCUCCGCGGCUCUCCAAGGAGGAGCUGAUCCAGAACAUGGACCGCGUGGACCGCGAGAUCACCGUGGUGGAGCAGCAGAUCUCCAAGCUGAAGAAGAAGCAGCAACAGCUGGAGGAGGAGGCCGCCAAGCCGCCCGAGCCCGAGCAGCCGGUGUCGCCGCCGCCCCUGGAGUCCAAGCACCGCAGCCUGGUACAGAUCAUCUACGACGAGAACCGGAAGAAGGCCGAGGCUGCGCACCGGAUUCUUGAAGGCCUGGGGCCCCAGGUGGAGCUGCCCCUGUACAACCAGCCCUCCGACACCAAGCAGUACCAUGAGAACAUCAAAAUAAACCAGGCCAUGCGGAAGAAGCUCAUCCUGUAUUUCAAGAGGAGGAACCACGCUCGCAAGCAAUGGGAGCAGAAGUUCUGCCAGCGCUAUGACCAGCUCAUGGAGGCUUGGGAGAAGAAGGUGGAGCGCAUCGAGAACAACCCCAGACGGCGGGCCAAGGAGAGCAAGGUGCGCGAGUACUACGAGAAGCAGUUCCCUGAGAUCCGCAAGCAGCGCGAGCUGCAGGAGCGCAUGCAGAGGGUGGGCCAGCGGGGCAGCGGGCUCUCCAUGUCAGCCGCCCGCAGCGAGCACGAGGUGUCGGAGAUCAUCGACGGCCUCUCGGAGCAGGAGAACCUGGAGAAGCAGAUGCGCCAGCUGGCCGUGAUCCCGCCGAUGCUGUAUGACGCCGACCAGCAGCGCAUCAAGUUCAUCAACAUGAACGGGCUCAUGGACGACCCCAUGAAGGUGUACAAGGACCGCCAGGUCAUGAACAUGUGGAGCGAGCAGGAGAAGGACACCUUCCGUGAGAAGUUCAUGCAGCACCCCAAGAACUUCGGCCUGAUCGCGUCGUUCCUGGAGAGGAAGACGGUGGCCGAGUGCGUGCUUUAUUACUACCUGACCAAGAAGAAUGAGAACUACAAGAGCCUGGUGAGAAGGAGCUACCGGCGCCGCGGCAAGGGCCAGCAGCAGCAGCAGCAGCAGCAGCAGCAGCAGCAGCAGCAGAUGCCCCGGAGCAGCCAGGAGGAGAAGGAGGAGAAGGAGAAGGAAGAGAAGGAGGAGGAGAAGCCGGACGUGGAGAAUGACAGGGAGGAGCUGACCAGGGAGAAGACAGAUGACACCUCUGGGGAGGACAACGAUGAGAAGGAGGCAGUGGCCGCCAAAGGCCGCAAAACUGCCAACAGCCAGGGGCGACGCAAAGGCCGCAUCACCCGCUCCAUGGCUAACGAGGCCAGCAGCGAGGAGGCCGUGCCCCCGCAGCAGAGUGCUGAGCUGGCCUCAAUGGAGAUGAACGAGAGCUCUCGCUGGACUGAAGAAGAGAUGGAAACAGCCAAGAAAGGUCUCCUGGAGCACGGCCGGAACUGGUCGGCCAUCGCCCGGAUGGUGGGCUCCAAGACCGUGUCGCAGUGUAAGAACUUCUACUUUAACUACAAGAAGAGGCAGAACCUCGAUGAGAUCCUGCAGCAGCACAAGCUGAAGAUGGAGAAGGAGAGGAACGCACGGAGGAAGAAGAAGAAAGCCCCAGCCACCGCCAGUGAGGAGGCUGCCUUCCCUCCCGUGGUGGAGGACGAGGAGAUGGAGGCCUCGGGUGUGAGUGGGAACGAGGAGGAGAUGGCGGAGGAGGCAGAAGCCGCCGUCCACAACAGCUCGGACACCGAGAGCAUCCCGUCGCCGCGCGCCGAGGCUGCCAAGGACACGGGGCAGAACGGGCCCAAGCCCCCCGGCCCCGCCGCCGCGCCCCCCGCGCCGCCCACGCCGCCGCCGGAGGACGCCCCGCGCCCCGAGCCCGCAGCGGCCCCCGCCGCCGGCCCCGCCCCGCCGCCCGCGCCCGCCGAGCCCGCCGCGGUGCCCGCCCUGGUCCCCAAGGAGGAGAAGGACGAGGAGGCGGCCGCGUCCCCGGCGGAGGAGGGCGAGGAGCAGAAGCCCGCGGUGGCCCCCGAGCUGGCGGGGGACGUGGGCAAGAAGGAGGAGCCGGGCGAGGCGCCCCCCGCGGAGCCCGGCCGGAGCGUCAAGAGCGAGUGCAAGGAGGAGGCCGCGGAGGAGGCGCCCGACAAGGUCAAGGGCGCGCCCGAGGUCAAGGCCGAGGUCAAGGCGGAGGGCACGCUCAAGGUGGAAAAGAAGGAAGGCUGUGGCCCCGCGGGCAAAGCCACCGCCAAGGGCUCCGGUGCGCCCCAGGACAGCGACUCCAGCGCCACUUGCAGCGCCGACGAGGUGGAUGAGCCCGAGGGCAGCGACAAGAACAGGCUGCUGUCACCGAGGCCCAGCCUCCUCACCCCGACCAGCGACAGCAGGACCAGCGCCUCGCCCCAGAAGCCGCUGGACCUGAAGCAGCUGAAGCAGCGGGCAGCUGCCAUCCCCCCCAUCCAGGUCACCAAAGUCCAUGAGCCCCCCCGGGAGGAUGCUGCUCCCCCUAAGCCAGCUCCCCCUGCCCCACCGCCGCCACAGCACCUGCAGCCUGAGAGCGACACCACCCAGCAGUCCAGCAGCAGUCCCCGGGGCAAAAGCAGGAGUCCUGUGCCCACUGCUGAGAAGGAGGAGAAGCCCGUGUUCUUCGCGGCCUUUGCGGCCGAGGGCCAGAAGCUGCCCGCGGAGCCCCCGUGCUGGACGCCGGGCCUGCCCUUCCCUGUGCCCCCUCGCGAGGUGAUCAAGGCCUCCCCGCACGCCCCCGACCCCUCGGCCUUCUCCUACGCCCCGCCCGGUCACCCGCUGCCCCUGGGCCUCCACGACAGUGCGCGGCCCGUGCUGCCCCGCCCACCCACCAUCUCCAACCCGCCGCCCCUCAUCUCCUCCUCCAAGCACCCAGGCGUCCUCGAGAGGCAGAUGGGCGCCAUCUCCCAGGGAAUGUCAGUGCAGCUCCACGUCCCGUACUCAGAGCACGCCAAGGCGCCCGUGGGUCCCAUCACCAUGGGGCUGCCCCUCACCAUGGACCCCAAGAAGCUGGCGCCCUUCAGCGGAGUGAAGCAGGAGCAGCUGUCCCCACGGGGCCAGGUGGGGCCGCCGGAGAGCCUGGGGGUGCCCACGGCACAGGAGACGUCCGUGCUGAGAGGGACGUCUCUGGGCUCAGUCCCGGGAGGAAGCAUCACCAAGGGCAUCCCCAGCACACGGGUGCCCUCCGAGAGCCCGAUCACCUACCGCGGCUCCAUCACGCACGGCACUCCUGCCGACGUCCUGUACAAGGGCACCAUCACCAGGAUCAUCGGCGAGGACAGCCCGAGCCGCCUGGACCGCAGCCGGGAGGACGGCCUGCCCAAGGGCCACGUCAUCUAUGAGGGCAAGAAGGGCCACGUCCUGUCCUACGAGGGUGGCAUGUCCGUGUCCCAGUGCUCCAAGGAGGACGGCAGGAGCAGCUCAGGACCGCCCCACGAGGCGGCCGCCCCCAAGCGCACCUACGACAUGAUGGAGGGCCGCGUCGGCAGGGCCAUCUCCUCGGCCAGCAUCGAAGGGCUCAUGGGCCGCGCCAUCCCGCCUGAGCGACACAGCCCCCACCAUCUCAAGGAGCAGCACCACAUGCGCGGCUCCAUCACGCAAGGGAUCCCGCGGUCCUACGUGGAGGCCCAGGAGGACUACCUGCGUCGCGAGGCCAAGCUGCUGAAGCGCGAGGGCACGCCGCCACCGCCCCCACCCCCACGGGACCUGGCCGAGGCCUACAAGGCCCGGCCCUUGGAAGCCCUGGGGCCCCUGAAGCUGAAGCCGGCCCACGAGGGCCUGGUGGCGACAGUGAAGGAGGCCGGCCGCUCCAUCCACGAGAUCCCCCGCGAGGAGCUGCGGCGCACGCCCGAGCUGCCACUGGCGCCCCGGCCGCUCAAGGAGGGCUCUAUCACGCAGGGCACCCCGCUCAAGUACGAGCCUGGCCCGGCCCCCGUGGGCGCCAAGAAGCACGACGUGCGCUCCAUCAUCGGCAGCCCCGGCCGCCCGUUCCCGCCCGCGCUGCCACUGGACGUGAUGGCCGAUGCCCGGGCGCUGGAGCGCGCCUGCUACGAGGAGAGCCUGAAGGGCCGGCCCACGGCCGUUGGCGCCGCCGGCGGCUCCAUCACACGGGGCGCCCCAGUCAUCGUGCCCGAGCUGGGCAAGCCGCGCCAGAGCCCCCUGACCUACGAGGACCACGCGGCGCCCUUCACUGGCCACCUGCCACGUGGAUCACCGGUGACCACGAGGGAGCCCACACCGCGCCUGCAGGAGGGCAGCCUCUCAUCCAGCAAGGCGUCACAGGACCGAAAGCUGACGUCGACGCCCCGCGAGAUCGCCAAGUCCCCGCACAGCGCCGUGCCUGAGCACCACCCCCACCCCAUCUCGCCCUAUGAGCACCUGCUUCGGGGCGUGAGUGGCGUGGACCUGUACCGCGGCCACAUCCCGCUGGCCUUUGACCCCACCUCCAUACCCCGCGGGAUCCCCCUGGAUGCAGCCGCCGCCUACUACCUGCCCCGGCACCUGGCCCCCAACCCCACCUACCCGCACCUGUACCCGCCCUACCUCAUCCGCGGCUACCCCGACACGGCGGCGCUGGAGAACCGCCAGACCAUCAUCAACGACUAUAUCACGUCGCAGCAGAUGCACCACAACGCGGCCACCGCCAUGGCUCAGCGCGCCGACGUGCUGAGGGGCCUCUCGCCCCGCGAGUCCUCGCUGGCGCUCAACUACGCCGCCGGCCCGCGAGGCAUCAUCGACCUGUCCCAAGUGCCACACCUGCCCGUGCUGGUGCCCCCGACACCAGGCACACCAGCCACCGCCAUGGACCGCCUCGCCUACCUCCCCACCACCCCCCAGCACUUCAGCAGCCGGCUCAGCAGCUCCCCGCUCUCCCCAGGAGGUCCCAGUCACUUGACAAAACCCACCGCCACAUCCUCUUCUGAGAGGGAGCGGGAGCGGGACCGGGACCGAGAUCGGGAGCGCGAACGGGAGCGCGAGAAGUCCAUCCUCACGUCCACCACGACAGUGGAGCAUGCGCCCAUCUGGAGACCCGGUACGGAGCAGAGCAGCAGCAGCGGCAGUGGCGGGGGGAGUGGGGGCAGCAGCAGCCGCCCCGCCUCCCACUCCCACCAGCACUCGCCCAUCUCACCCCGGACCCAGGAUGCCAUCCAGCAGAGACCCAGUGUGCUGCACAACACGGGCAUGAAGGGCAUCAUCGUCUCCGUGGAGCCCAGCACGCCCACGGUCCUGAGGUCCACCUCCACCUCCUCGCCUGUCCGCCCAGCCGCUACAUUCCCCCCCGCCACCCACUGCCCGCUGGGCGGCACCCUUGACGGGGUCUACCCCACCCUCAUGGAGCCUGUCCUGCUGCCCAAGGAGGCCCCGCGGGUCGCCCGGCCCGAGCGGCCCCGUGCAGACACCGGCCACACCUUCCUUGCCAAGCCCCCGGCCCGCGCCGUGCUGGAGCCCGCCUCGUCCCCCGGCAAGGGCUCGGAGCCCCGGCCCCUGGCACCCCCCGGCUCCAGCCACGCGGCCAUCGCCCGCGCCCCAGCGAAGAGCCUCGCGCCCCACCACGCCAGCCCGGACCAGCCAGCGCCGCCCGCCCCGCCCGCCGACCUGCACCGGGAAAAGACUCAAAGUAAACCCUUUUCCAUCCAGGAAUUGGAACUCCGUUCUCUGGGUUACCACGGCAGCAGCUACAGCCCCGACGGGGUGGAGCCCGUCAGCCCUGUGAGCUCGCCCAGCCUGACCCACGACAAGGGGCUCCCCAAGCACCUUGAGGAGCUUGACAAGAGCCACCUGGAGGGGGACCUGCGGCACAAGCAGCCAGGCCCCGGGAAGCUUGGCGGCGAGGCGGCACACCUCCCGCACCUGCGGCCGUUGCCUGAGAGCCAGCCUUCAUCCAGCCCGCUGCUCCAGACUGCCCCGGGGGUCAAAGGUCACCAGCGGGUGGUCACCCUGGCACAGCACAUCAGUGAGGUCAUCACGCAGGACUACACACGGCACCACCCCCAGCAGCUCAACACGCCCCUCCCCGCUCCCCUCUACUCCUUCCCUGGAGCCAGCUGCCCCGUCCUGGACCUCCGCCGCCCACCCAGCGACCUCUACCUCCCGCCCCCAGACCAUGGCGCCCCGGCCCGUGGCUCCCCCCACAGCGAAGGGGGCAAGAGGUCUCCAGAGCCAAGCAAGACGGCGGCCCUGGGUAGCGGCGAGGAUGGCAUUGAGCCUGUGUCCCCGCCAGAGGGCAUGGCAGAGCCAGGGCACCCCCGGAGCGCCAUGUACCCGCUGCUGUACCGGGACGGGGAGCAGGCGGAGCCCAGCAGGAUGGGCUCCAAAUCCCCAGGCAACAGCAGCCAGCCGCCGGCCUUCUUCAGCAAGCUGACCGAGAGCAACUCCGCCAUGGUCAAGUCUAAGAAACAGGAGAUCAACAAGAAGCUCAACACCCACAACCGGAACGAGCCGGAAUACAAUAUCGGCCAGCCGGGGACAGAGAUCUUCAAUAUGCCUGCCAUCACCGGAGCAGGCCUUAUGACCUGCAGAAGCCAGGCGGUGCAGGAGCAUGCCAGCACCAACAUGGGGCUGGAGGCCAUUAUUAGAAAGGCGCUCAUGGGUAAAUAUGACCAGUGGGAGGAGCACCCGCUCGGCGCCAAUGCUUUUAACUCGCUGAAUGCCAGUGCCAGCCUGCCCGCUGCUAUGCCCAUAACCGCUACUGACGGACGGAGUGAACACACGCUCACCUCGCCAGGUGGCGGCGGGAAGGCCAAAGUCUCCGGCAGACCAAGCAGCCGGAAAGCCAAGUCCCCGGCCCCGGGCCUGGGGUCCGGGGAUCGGCCGCCCUCCGUGUCCUCGGUGCACUCGGAGGGUGACUGCAACCGCCGGACGCCGCUCACCAGCCGCGUGUGGGAGGACCGGCCCUCGUCGGCAGGUUCCACGCCAUUCCCCUACAACCCACUGAUCAUGCGGCUGCAGGCAGGCGUCAUGGCCUCCCCGCCCCCGCCAGGCCUGUCGGCGGGCAGUGGGCCCCUCGCCGGCCCCCAUCACGCCUGGGACGAGGAGCCCAAGCCGCUGCUCUGCUCGCAGUAUGAGACGCUCUCCGACAGCGAGUGACUGUCCGAAGGGGUGGGGGCGGCACUGGCACCCGGCCAGCGGCCCGAGCAGCCGGGCGGGGGGGCGCGACUCCCCCACCGAGGAAGGAGCCCCUGAGUCUGCCCGCCGCCCGUCCGUCCAGAGCCGGCCUCCUCGCCUGUCUGAAGCCUUAACUACGACUCCCGCCCCGGGCUGGCCCUGUGCAGUGACCUUACUCAGGGGAUGUUUACCUGGUGCUCGGGAGGGGAGGGGGCCGGGACGGGGGCAUGGUGGGCGUGUGGUGGCCACAUGCUCGCAGCCGGGGCGGCCAGGGACCCAAAGCAGGAUGACCACGCACCUCCCACGCCACUGCCUCCCCCCUUAACGCAUUUGGAACCAAAGUCUAAACUGAGCUAGCAGCCCCUGCACCCCCCCGCCCCCAUCCCGCUUAGCGCUCUGGACAGACAGACACAGGCCCUGUCCAGCCCCCAGCGCUCUCGUCCCAGUCCCCAUGGGCUGCCCCAGCCAACGAGACUGCUGGAAACCGUCAGGCCAGAUGGGCGGGCGACAGGGCCAGGUGCGGCCUGGGGCGAGCGGCUGCUCCAAGGAACUGGUCUGUUUUUCACACAUGGUUGCCGCGGCAGUGGGAAGGGCAGGCAGGUGUAAAUGAUGUAUUGGUUUACAGGGUAUAUUUUUGAUACCUUCAAUGAAUUAAUUCAGAUGUUUUACGCAAGGAAGGACUUACCCAGUAUUAUUGCUGCUGUGCUUUCGAUCUCUGCUUACCGUGCAAGAGGCGUGUGCUGGCCGACAGUUGGUGACCCCGUCGUCCGCAGGACCCAGGGGGGCGGGGCCCCAGGCCCACGAGCCCCCCGUCCUCCCUCCCUCCCUUCCUUGGGCAGAAUGAAUUCGAUGGGUAUUCUGUGGCCGCCACCUGCGCACGGCGGUGGCGCGCUGUCAUUUACACACGUUGUUCUCAUUAAAAGCAACUUAUACUCCA